CAGGGAACGAUCAUAGUAGUCAUUGCAGGGUAGCCUACAGUGCUGGUGACUGCUUGAACUUAACCACCGCUGGCUCAAGGGCCAUAGACUCGCAGGCACAGAAAAGAAAAGAGAAAAACUAUUGGUCGAGCGAUUUGUCAAGCGAACUUAAGUAAGUCGUGGAAAAAGAAAGGUUCUAUUACAGUUUAAACUGUGCAACUGCCUCAGAUUAAGAGAUGCUCAUCGAACUGUUCUUACUGGCGACUUCCCUCGUCCUCCUGUGGGUAGCGCUGAAGAGGCCCCCGGGACUUCCCCCUGGACGAUGGGGCUUACCUGUGAUCGGCUACGUUCCCACGAGUGGCAAGUAUAUCGACGACAUCCUGAAGGACUUCCAGAAGGAGUUCGGUGACCUAUACAUAUGGAAGUUCGGAAGCAGAAUUCAAGUCUUCAUUCACGACUACCAUUUGGUCAAGCAGAUUUUCAACGGUCCGGAUUACAUCGACAGACCUGACAUGGAAAUAUUCAAACUCUUCGAAGGUACUGCUUAUGGUAUUUCCGGAAGUAGCGGCGGCAUCUGGCACACCAACCGCCGUUUCAUCCUGCGUCAGCUGCGGGACCUCGGCAUGGGCAAGUCCCGCCUGGUGGACGCAGUCCAAGAACAGGCCGAAAUUCUCGUCGAGGCCCUGAAGGAGCAAGAGGGCCAGGCGCGGCCCAUCGCCGAGGCUUUGAACUUCGUCAUCAUGAACAUCAUCUGGAAAAUGACUGCGAACAAACACUUCGACAUUAAGAGUCCCAAACACCGAUACUUGAGGCAGCUGAUAGCGGACUCCAUUCCUGCGAGCAACAACGUUAUAGUGGCGGACAUGCUGCCAUGGACGAGCACCGUUCUGCCGAAAUUCGUCUUUCGCGCCCUUUUCAAAGUGGAUAAAUUUAUUGAAAUUAUGGACAAGUUCCGUGAAUUUUUCCAGGAGAUGAUCGUAGAGCACAAAGAGUCCCUGAAUCCUGACGACCCGAAGGACCUGAUCGACGCCUACCUCCUGGAGAUGAAGGACAGGGAGGAAAAUCCGGGAGUGGCUGAGGGCGUUCGUCAUGAGGCUGACCUACGGAUCGUGCUCUUCGACGCGCUCUUUGCCGGCACAGACACGACCUACAACACCAUGAAGUGGAUAUUCCUCUACUUGGCGGCCCAUCCAGAUAAGCAGCGGAAGUUGCAAGAGGAGCUGGACAGUGCCGUCCCAAGUGGCACUCUCGUGACGCUGGAGGACAAACCCAGGAUUCCCUACACUGAGGCCGUAAUCAACGAAGUCCUUCGCAUGUCUAGUCUCACCAACGUAGGCCUACCUCACUGCCCAGACAGGGACAUGGUUCUAGCUGGAUAUAAGAUCCCGAAGGGAAGUAUGGUCACCCCAGUAACAGCGUCUAUCCACUUCGAUCCGAGGUACUGGGACCAGCCUGAUUUGUUCCUCCCUGAACGCUGGCUUAGUCCAGAAGGAAAGUUCGUCAUGAGAAAGGAGGGUUACCUGCCCUUUGGCACAGGCAAGAGAUCGUGCGUGGGAGAGUCUCUCGCGCGCAUGGAACUGAUGAUAUUCACAGCCACUGUCUUGCAGAAUUUCACGAUCAGUCCACCAGAGGGAAAGACCAUCGACUUACUACCAGAUUUCGACAACAGGGUCAUUCACAUGUCUAGGAAACAGGAUGUCGUCUUUACCAGCAGGAAUCUAUGAUUUGCAUUGCCUACCCCCACCCCCGCCCCCUAACAGACAUGAAAGUAUAGAUGUUUCUGCCCGAGAACUUGGUCUGUUACGAGUCUGUCUUUGGUCUAUGGCCUCCGGACCUCCACGAGAUGGUUAACUUCCGGGAAAAAAUAUUCGUAGUUAAUUAUUUGCUUUGAUUGCAUUAUUAUUAUCGCUCAUACAUUCAAACACUCGUUAGUAGAAGAGUUCACAAAUUGAAUAUUAACUGCUUUCACAUGAUUUAUGUUCCAUAAUGUAGUACUUUUCAAAUCGUAUUGAUUCUAUCCACUAUGAUUAAUAUAUUUUGGUGGUCUGGUAAUAACUAACACUAAUAAACAACAAAAAUACA
Macrobrachium nipponense is the source of this 2061-nucleotide messenger RNA. Its product is annotated as cytochrome P450 2L1-like. Bases 216 to 1703 code for a protein of 495 amino acids. The transcript is spliced from 11 exons. Gene Ontology annotation, biological process: xenobiotic metabolic process. Gene Ontology annotation, cellular component: cytoplasm; intracellular membrane-bounded organelle. NCBI's taxonomy places the organism in Eukaryota, Metazoa, Arthropoda, Malacostraca, Decapoda, Palaemonidae. Gene Ontology annotation, molecular function: oxidoreductase activity, acting on paired donors, with incorporation or reduction of molecular oxygen, reduced flavin or flavoprotein as one donor, and incorporation of one atom of oxygen; iron ion binding; heme binding. The record is from RefSeq and is a predicted model, not a curated record.